GAGUGCUAUUUGGAUUUAGCAUCCUGUAAUAACAAAUCAGCUGCUAGCUUCGGAGAUGUGAAGUGUCCUGAGUCUAUGGUGAAUUAUAGGAAGUUCGAAGGAGUUUGCAGGAAUAGACGGAGGAAGGCAUUUAAAUCUUAAAACUAUAUAUUCCAAUCUUAUUUUCUAAUAAUUGAUUUUGAAAUGACAUCUUGAGUCUAUAUCAAGAAGUUUCUAAUAAAGGUAGCGGAACGUGUGGUAUUUACGUUGCUCGUACAUUGGAAGGUGCCUACGUGACGUUUGGCCUCUUCGUUUCUGUGCGUCUGAAAGUUAAGUUUUGAAAUGCAAAUAACGUGUAAAUGUCUGAAUGUCACUAUCGAGACCCAGGGUUCAAGAACUCAAGAAAUUGAUGUGUCUACGCUCAACCUAACUGUCACUGAAAAAAGCGACGCAUUCUUUAAAGAGGCACUUGUCCUUGUGGAACAUGGCAGAAUUUCCAAAGUACAAUCUAGUCUUGUGCAAGUCCGUAAUGUGGGCCUAUGGAUAAUUCAUUCAUGUAUGAAUUGCUCCUUGAAUACCCAUGCUAUUCAUCGUGAAAAAGGCGCAGCUUUUGUUCUUUUUAAUAAAGCAUUAUUGGUGAAUCCAGAGGAAAUUUCUGCUUUGAAGAAAAAUGAGAAAUAUUCACCUGUGUUUCGUAUUGUCAUCAAUCAUUCUGAGUUAGAAGAAGCGGCUUUGCAAGCUCCUACAAAAUUUGCUGUUUCUCAGUUGCCUGCACCAGUACAAACUGCAAUAACAGCUCUUCAGCAGCAGUUAGCAGAAAUUAUUCAAUAUGAAACAACUCGAACCGAAGAAAGAGUCCGUCAGUAUUCAGAACAGCAGUAUGCUGCUUUGGAAGAAUUUCGUGAGCGCGCUCAUAAUGAUCAUCGUUUACUUGCAAGGUUGCUUUGUGAAGCACAAGAAAAGUUUGGCAAUUCAGAAAUUGUUCAACCUGCACCAUUAGACAACUUGGAAACACCACCAUCGACUCCUGACAACCAUAAUGUGCCCACGCCACUGGCAUCCUCUGUGCGUUCAGUGCUGCGGUCAUCAGCACCUCUUGCAAGUCCUGCCGGCGCAGCCUCUCCAGUUGCCUCUCAGAAUAAAGGAGAUGGCCCCAGUACUGUUACUGCUGAUUUCAGGCCAAGCAAACAGCCCAGCUCCCCUUUAUCAAGUGCUGGAAGCCACAGCCGAUCUGGGAGGAUAGUUCCUGCCAACCUGUUUGGCCAAGGCAAAGGGCAGAGGAACAGGCAUUCAUUCGACACCGAAGGGCUGUUUGAUUUGGAAGGGAUGGAGGAUAACCCUCCAGAGGCAGGCCCCUCUGAAGAGGAAUCGGACACUGAUGAUUCUGGCAGCCAUGACGAGGGAAUCCAUAUUCCCCGAGGCAGGGGCAUGCACAAUUUGGCCAAGUCUCUUCCUGUUAAUGUGCCAUCAUUCAUGCCACAGGAAAAAAAGAACAUUGAAGACAUGGAUGAUGAUCAGCAGCUUCCUCAAGAUCCGAUGGAUAUUGCAGCUUCCAUCAAAGCUCUUGCCAAAAGUGUGCAUGGUGAUGCCAAUGUUUUUGGUGACCUUCCAAGACCUCGAUUUAGUACUCAGAUCUGAUGUAUAUAAUUGUAAGAAAGUUAUGUAAUGAGAAAAUGAUGUUCAUCAUUUUCUCUUUGAGAAUAGACAUUUACUGGACAGUAAAAAGUAAAAGUCAAUUGUAUGGGGUAGCACUAGAUAAGUGCCAUGAAGUACUGUUUAAUUAGUUUUGCGCUGUUGUGAUAAUUUUGCAGAUCAAAUAAGAAAACGGAAAAAAAAGAAAAAAAUCAAUUGUCAAACAUGGUCAGUGUAUUUUCAAUACUGAAAAAAUACUUUAUUUUCCUUUACAAGUAUUGUUGAAGACUGUUCAGAUCUUUUUAUAACUUUUUAAAUAUUGCACAACUUCAUCAUUGCGAUAUACUUUGUUUUCCAACUUAUAGACCUAGAGUAUCAGGUGUAUGGAGAGUUUGUUUAUUGUUAUGUAAUGCAAAUUCAAUUACCCUGAGACUGGCUAGUUUUGUCAAAGACGAUUCCUAGUUGUCCAGGGUAUCCCAGUUAUUUGUGAAAGUAAUAAAAAAAUCAUGUACAGGAGUAUAUGCAAUGUACGUGAAGAAAAAGAAUUGCCUUCCAGCAAUUCACACAGUAUUGUUCAAUACUUUCUCUAAUUAAUGUGCAUCAAUUGAAUUUUUACCUUCAAAUCAUACUACAAAUUGAAUUCCAAAAAUUCUGACAAAUUAAUUGGCAUUUUAGGGUAAAAUCAAGAGCCGAAGUAUUGUAUGAAAAGUAUUACAAAUGUAGUAAAUGUAAUAACUAGGUAGUUACCAUGUUUUUUGUUAACAAGUUUCUCUAUGAUCCAUUAUCAGUAUUAUGCUUUACGUUGCUUCACAUCUCCAUUUUGAUAGUUCUGACACUCGUAUAUUACAGACAUUGAAAAAACUGAUAACAUGUUACUGCAACUGACACAGGCAGUUGCCUAAAGCAUUGCAGACACUUGGUAGCAAGGAUCUGAAGAAGCAAAGUGAAAGUGUGAGAAGAAGAAUGCAAUGGAUGCACUGUGAAAAUUCAUUUGCAAAGCUAAUUUUUUACAUUUGUACAUUGUUUAAUAGCAUGAUGUAUCUGGUUUUAUGUAAGGAUUGCCUAUAUUCAGUUUUUAAUAACUGUCAAUAAUUCAUGUUUUAUGAGAAUUGCCAUGUGUUAUUGGUAACAUUGUAGUCCCCUUUUAACAGUGAGAUUUUUUACUUCUGUGAAGUGAGCUCCUAACAUUGUUAAAAUGGCUGCACAAGUACAAUAAAUCAAAUCGGAAUCGUAAGUCGAUCGAAUUCAGGAAUAGUCGAUCAGAACCAUCAAUAAUGUGUUUUAGAGUUGUAAUUAUGAUUUGCUAGGAGGCUUAGUACAUUGGAUAUGUGUACCUGUAAAUUCAUUAAUUGUAAUAUGUGAAUGCUGCACAUGUCUUGUAGCAAAUGCAUGAGAGAAAUAUAACUUGUCUUCGUGUUUGAGUACACAAGUUCAACUUUACUGUAGUUUAAAGUGUGAUGAUUUUGCAUAUUCAGGCAAAAAUGGUUAUAUUUUCUCUGCUAGAUUGAAUCAGAAGACCAGAACUGAUUCUUUUCUGAUACAUGUUAUUAAAAAACAUAUGAUGAUGCCGUGCACUUCAUAAAUUGCCUUAGAAGGAAAAUUAUUCAGCCAUCAAUACGUAGUUUCAUGUUUGUGCAAAAUAAAGAUUUAAUAAAGCAUUUCAUGACAGUUUUUGUAGAAGUUCAUUUACCAUAUUCCCCCAUUUUCUUAAGAUUGCCGAGACAAUCAAAAGUGAACUUGUUAGUAUUCUAUAUUGGU
Molecule: messenger RNA, 3369 nt
Organism: Gryllus bimaculatus (two-spotted cricket)
Lineage: Eukaryota; Metazoa; Arthropoda; Insecta; Orthoptera; Gryllidae
Source: the annotation of a GenBank genome assembly